Molecule: messenger RNA, 1355 nt
Organism: Solanum lycopersicum (tomato)
Lineage: Eukaryota; Viridiplantae; Streptophyta; Magnoliopsida; Solanales; Solanaceae
Product: CASP-like protein 4A3
Source: RefSeq, a predicted model, not a curated record
GAUUCAAAAGUAUCGACAAAGACAACCCACUUUGUUUUCCAAAGUAUUUUUCUUCACAGUUGUUCAAAAAUCUCUCAAUAAAGAUCAGAUUUUUCAAGAAUCCCACCAUGAAAAAUCCAAACCCAGAACCCAAUUUCAGUUUAAAUCAUCGAAAUCUUCAUAAACAGAGUAGUAGUCAUUUAUCAAUGUCGGAUACAGAGUCACAGGUCAGUCAAAUUGAUUCUUUCCAUUCACCACUUCGAUCCGAGUCGCCAUUACGUUCUGAUGAUCCUUUCCCUGAACCCCAAAACUCCAAAUCACCUUCAAAGGCAAUCGUUGCAGUAGACAAGUACUUUUCCCCAAUCAGAUCAUCGCAUAAACUUUCGUCGGAAAAUUUGAGUUCGCCGGCGACUCCACCGCCGGCGGUGGAAAGGAGGUCGCCGCUGGUUUAUGUAAGUAGGGCGGUUAGGGAGGAUAUGGCACCUGGGGUGACGAAGGUGGGUCCGGUACGUGGUGGUGGUGCUGACGUGGAAGGGGGAGAAGUUGGAGGUGAGAAGCGGUCGAGGGCGGCUGUUGAGUCGAUUCUUGAAAGGUCGCAAAGGGAUGUUAUGAUGAACAGGGUGGCGUUAGGGUUUAGGGUUUGUGAGGUCAUUUUUUGCUUGAUUUCGUUUUCGGUUAUGGCAGCUGAUAAAACUCAAGGUUGGACUGGUGAUUCAUUUGAUCGUUACAAAGAAUACAGGUAUUUGGUAGCUGUUAAUGUUAUUGGAUUUGCAUAUGCUGGAUUUCAAGCAUUUGAUCUAGCACUAAGUUUGGCAACUGGGAAACACUUCCUCUCUUACCAUAUGCGAUAUCAUUUCAAUUUCUCAAUGGAUCAGAUACUGGCAUAUCUUAUUAUGUCUGCAUCAUCUUCUUCUGCAACGAGGGUAGACGACUGGGCAACAAAUUGGGGAAAAGAUGCAUUCACAGAAAUGGCAAGUGCAUCAAUCGCGAUGUCUUUCCUGGCUUUCAUUGCUUUUGCCUUCAGCUCUAUCAUAUCUGGUUAUAGCCUCUGCAACCGUAGUUCCUCGUGAUCUUGAAAUGAGUUACAACUAUAUUCAUCCAUUGUGUAAUUUUGAGAAAUUACUGCAAGAAAUAUUUAUGCCUAGUGGAUCAGAAGUUGUACAGAUGUAGUAAAUAGAUUUAGCUGUAUAAUAAUCUCUUUUUUUCCCCACUCCUACUGCAGAGGAAUAAAGUAUACAAAUCCGGUUGAGCAAAUUGUAUUGUAGAGUACGUGAAAAAAAUAACGUCAAAUAUGCAUAUAUUCUUAUGGAUAUGGUAUAUGUUAAAUCUAUAUGAUGUAUUGAACAGUGUGAAUGUGAAACAUUUUCAUUAAGAGA